This is a messenger RNA of Hippocampus zosterae (dwarf seahorse), 2916 nucleotides long. It is a transcript of the gene baiap2l2b, whose product is annotated as BAR/IMD domain containing adaptor protein 2 like 2b. Bases 927 to 2369 code for a protein of 480 amino acids. Lineage: Eukaryota; Metazoa; Chordata; Actinopteri; Syngnathiformes; Syngnathidae. Gene Ontology annotation, biological process: positive regulation of actin filament polymerization; plasma membrane organization; actin filament bundle assembly. Gene Ontology annotation, cellular component: nucleoplasm; cytosol. The record is from RefSeq and is a predicted model, not a curated record. The transcript has 14 exons. Gene Ontology annotation, molecular function: protein binding.
UCAAAAAGGCUUCAACCUGUUUAUUGCCUCUCGCAGUCAAGGUUUACUGUCAUACUAAAAAGAUAUGUCUUUAAAACCAACCACGUGACUUUCUUGGCCUUCGGAAAGUCCCCUAGCUUCCUGCUAACACAAUGCAAAAACGCCAUAGCUGGACUAACGAAACACCAAUGUUGCUCUGUUCUUAUAACCUGCAAGCAGCAGAUAUUUGAACACAAGUAGCACAGCCCACACAUGUAAACUUAUCAUCUAAAAAUUCACACGGGCAUUUAUUCGUUGUCCACUCUGAAAAGCAGUAAUAUUGUAAAACUUCAUUGAAAUCCAAAUGCUCGCUCCACCCCCAAUGCCGAGUAAUGUACAGCAAACAUUCACUGCAGUGUUCAGUUUUACCGGGACAUAUUCUUCAAAAGGUUGAAAAGUUGAAGUUAAGGCUCUUUGUUGCUUUUUUUAACCAUGGUUACCACCAUUUUUAUGUAUGGGUAUAAUAAAGCCAGUAGCUUUUAAUCACAACAUCGAAUGAGUCUGCGUCACAGCUCGUUGGCCAGCUGGCUCUCGUCUGUCUCUUUUCCUUUCAGGCUUGCUAAUCAAUAAUUCAUCCGGCAGCUCAUAUCGAUGGCACCUGCUCCCUUUUCUCAUGCCCUCGACCGCUCACCCGCUCUAAUCCACAGGCUGAGAUGAAUUUUCAUCGCAAGGGGAUCUGGUGAAAGACAAAAGGAUUUUUUUUUUGAUGUUUUGAGUGCGUCAGACAUUCGGAGGAGAGUAGAGUUGAAGGAAAGAAGGGGACUGGUAGUGCUUCAGGUUGCUUACACCCAGUCGAAGUGCGCAAGUUUGAAUGGGCGUACGGACUCCUCCAACUUGCUCUGUCCCCAUUGUCCUCUUUUGAAGCUAUUCCAUAUUUGAAUUUCAUAUUCGCUCUCCCGUCGGGCACCAUGUCAGGAACCAGCAGUGACCAGCUGCACAGAUCAACCUUAUCUGUCUAUUCCAACCUGAUGGAACAUUUCAACCCUGGCCUUCAGAAGCUCGUUGCGCUGGGUAACAGCUAUGUCAAAGCUUUCCAGGCAUUAGGUGUUUGUAGUGAGGCCUACUUCAGCGCUGUAGCCAAAAUGGGCGACCAGGCGAUUCACACGCUAUCUUCCCGCUCCCUUGGGGAUGUCUUGAUCCAGAUAUCUGAGACACAACGGAGACUCACUGCUGAGAUGGAAGGAGUGUUCCGAUGGUUCCAGGUGGAGGUGUUACAAGCCAUGGAGAAGAACGUCAAGUUGGAUGAAGAGUACAUCGACAGUAGCCGGCGAGUGUAUGAACUGGAAGUGAGGAACCAGGCGGAGGCUUUGGAGAAACAACUAAGACGGGGAGCCUUCAGGGACUCUCUGGAGAGCAGCGACUACAUGCAGUACUUGAAGCAGAGCCAGCAGGAGAUCCUGAAGGAGGAGGAGAGGCGAUAUCGUUUCCUGGCAGAGAAACACUGCGGUUUGACCCAGUCCCUUCUCUUUCUGGUCAACAAGACAGGCGUGGCUCUCCAGUAUAAAGCAGAAGGGUGGAAGGAGAAAAUAAAUGAGACCAGAUCCGGAUCUCGGACUCCCACGAAUUUGGACCAAGAGGCCCAGCUGCGAGGCUCCGUGAGCUCCCUACUGCAGACGGUAGCCAGAGAUGACGACAUGUCCUGGGCCAGGCGAGAGCAACAGGCACUGGGCAAGGUGCCCUCGCGAGCACCAUCACCCCUGCCUAGCCGCUCGCGCUCCAGCUCGGUGGGAGAAUCUCUGGGUCUGGAAGGAGGGCGUCCCAUGAAGGCCCUGGUGUCUCACCCCGCAUCAUCCAACCCCAAGCUGCUUUCUUUCAACCGGGGGGAGACGGUCACCCUGCUGGUCCAGGAACCGCGCAACGGCUGGUUAUAUGGCCGCACCGACAACAGCUUAAGACAAGGCUGGUUUCCUGCUGCUUAUGUGGGCCUCAUAGAUGAUUUCGACAGCAGUAUGAACAACCUGCUGGACCCCGGCGAUACCCAAAAUGACCAAUCAGAGGGCAGGAGCUAUGGCGAUGUUCCACCGCCGGCAACGCCCAACCGCAGAGCGUCUGUAGACUUCCGGCCCGUUUCUCCUCUCCUUGAGAAGAAGGCGGAACAGAUGGUGGAGAUGAAACCUAUUCAUACAAAGACCAUACCUGAGGUACCGCCUCCUCCUCCUCCUCCUCCUCUUCAGAAUCUCCGACGGGGCUCUGUGGAUUUGCGACAGCUUUCUCCCACCCCUGACGCACAGGCUUUAGCACCCAACGGCCCACCUGAGAACCCUCUAUUUCCGAGAGGCACAAACCCAUUUGCCACCGUGAAGCUUCGCCCCACCAAGACGGAUGACCGAUCUGCUCCUCACAUCCAUUGAUUGCACCAGUCCAGACUCCAGUUUGUAUAUUAGGCGGCAGUGAUGAAACAAAACUGAGAGGUUUAGUUGAAUAUUUACGACUGCGUUUUUUUUCCAUUUCAUUUAGUACACACCUGAAUUGAAAGCAUCCGCAUGAAACACAUUUUGUUUAGUUAUUAAAACGCCAAUUGCCUCAAAUACUUUACUGUUUUUUCUAUUUUGUAUACAGUAUGCUGUGCACAUUCAUUUUCUAAAGUCUAAAAUGUGAUUAAUUGAAUUAUGAUUUGGAGUCUUUGACCCUUCACACCUUGGACAAUGUUAAUACCCAUUCGUUAUUUCAAUGGUGAUCGUGUAUUUUAAUAUUUAUUGUAUUGAAAGUACCGGUAACAAAAGAAAUAUCACUUACUCAAGCACGCUUUUAUUAUCAUUUCUUAAUGUCUUCUCCCAUUUCUUGGUUGUGUUUAUUGUGUCAUUUCGAGGGGGUGUGUAAGUGAAGAGGAGAAGGAUGAAGGUGCACUGGCAUGUGACCAAACCAUGAAAAUAUGAAAAAUAAUCAUUUGGAAUACAA